GGAUUGGAACACCUGAAUCACAUGAUAUGGAGGGGAUUGGAACACCUGAAUCACAUGAUUUGGAGGGGAUUGGAACACCUGAAUCACAUGAUAUGGAGGGGAUUGGAACACCUGAAUCACUUGAUAUGGAGGGGAUUGGAACACCUGAAUCACUUGAUAUGGAGGGGAUUGGAACACCUGAAUCACAUGACUGGGAGGGGAUUGGAACACCUGAAUCACAUGAUUGGGAGGGGAUUGGAACACCUGAAUCACAUGAUAUGGAGGGGAUUGGAACACCUGAAUCACAUGAUUGGGAGGGGAUUGGAACACCCGAAUCACAUGAUUGGGAGG
Staurois parvus is the source of this 330-nucleotide messenger RNA. The record is from the annotation of a GenBank genome assembly. Lineage: Eukaryota; Metazoa; Chordata; Amphibia; Anura; Ranidae.